Messenger RNA from Exophiala spinifera, 1503 nucleotides. RefSeq lists its product as uncharacterized. Gene Ontology annotation, biological process: regulation of DNA-templated transcription. Gene Ontology annotation, molecular function: DNA-binding transcription factor activity, RNA polymerase II-specific; zinc ion binding. NCBI's taxonomy places the organism in Eukaryota, Fungi, Ascomycota, Eurotiomycetes, Chaetothyriales, Herpotrichiellaceae. The transcript has 2 exons. The record is from RefSeq and is a predicted model, not a curated record. The coding region runs from base 1 to 1503 and encodes 500 amino acids.
AUGCCGUUCCCAGAGCCUCUGGUACCAAUUGAUACUUCUACAAUGCCUCGCGAGCCAGAUCUGGAGUAUGCAGUCGACCAGGGCACCGCAUUCCCCGACAUUGCAACCCAAGAGGCUCAAAAUGUCGCAGCCGCCGCACGAUCAACACGAACAGCGACCAAGCACACUUCUAGAGCGUGUACCUCCUGCCGAAAACGAAGACGCAAGUGUGACGGUGAUCAGGGCGGCGGGAGAUGUUCCGAAUGCGUCAAACACAAUUUUGAAUGUGUGCUCGACGCAAACACCGAUCUCAGACGUAAGUUGCAUCGUGAAAAGGCGCGGAAGGACCAGCAACUUCUUCACCAGGUACUGGCCACGUUGCGGGACCGCUCGGAUGGAAGAGCCGAGACUUUGCUUCACCUGAUCAGCACAGACGCCCCCUUGGCGGCGUUGCAAGCACAUCUUGCGCAGGCCGAUCCCGAAGAAACAGUCGCCUUUGGCUGGGAAGCACAACCAGAUACGCAGCAGCCUCAAAGCAGCAGCAUUCAACCAGCAUUAGCGCGAUCGACGUCGUUGAGAGCAUUGCUCAAUCCUCUGACUCCGCAACAAGGACGAAUCCGCGAGCGUGGCCAGCAGCGCGGAUACUCGCUCGGGGAGCAGAACAUAGCAUUUAUAUCCAAUCCUACAGACAUAGUUAAUCCUUCAGAACAGCAACCGCGGUUUCCCUCCUCUGGAGACAACUAUGUCGAGCCUGGAGCUGUCCGCUCCUUUGGAAAUCUCCCCAUGUCAAGCGCCAUUCGGAGCAAUGGCUGGGCGCCUCAUGUGCAGCAACAACAGCUUAACCUCUUCCAUAAACCGCAGUAUUCUUGCGCUCCAUUGUUGUUAGACGACCCUGGGGUGGAGGAUCCAUUGUCAAUAUCUGCCCACGCUUUCAUCGAUGAUGCCCGCUCUCUGAUCGCUCAAGGUGUACCAGCCCGAACCAUUCUUAGUAUGGACGGACUGCAAACCGAGCUCUUUUUCCGCGACCGACAGCCCGGAGAUGGACAGACUGUUUCUACCUGGGUGUGUGAGUUCACCAAAGCAUGGAGAGGCAUGCUCCCCAAUGACUGCUUGUACACUACCCUCUAUAUGGUGGCAUGCUUCAUGCGGUGGAUGGUCAUGCCAUGUAAAGAGACAUGGCUUAUGAUGCCCGAACUCAUGAGACCCCUCCUGGAUCAGAUGGUCGUACCACACCACAAACUAUUUGUUGAUCUCUGCCAUAUCCCGCAGCUUCGAAAGUCCUUUUUAACUUAUAACCGAGAUUUUACCCAUGUACUGAGGCCUGAUACUUUCAACCCCCACUGGAGUUUCGGCGACGACAAAUGCGUCGAACCCAUCGGCGGCACCAGGCUGGAACACAGAAGUCGACUCACAGAUGAAUUCAUAUCACACAUCAGCAAGCCGCAAAAUUGGACUCUACACAGCUCUGUUCUAGCACAUUUUCCGGAUCUGAGCGACCAGAUUGGAUUUCACGAUGGCUACUGA